AUUACUGGAGUUGGGUAUUAACCCACAAAACAGGAAAAGGAUGGACCAAGGAUGACACUUUAUCAUUGCGUCUUCCUUCCACUCUUCCCACCAUCCUCAGGCUUUCACUAUGUUCAAAGGAUGCCUCACUGAUGGACAUGAACUCCUUCAGCCCUAUGAUGCCAACAUCUCCUUUGUCAAUGAUAAACCAAAUCAAGUUUGAAGAUGAACCUGAUUUAAAGGAUCUCUUCAUUACAGUUGAUGCACCUGAAAGCCACGUUACUACAAUUGAAACUUUUAUCACUUACAGGAUCAUAACCAAGACAUCUCGUGGGGAAUUUGAUUCCAGUGAAUUUGAAGUCAGGCGACGUUAUCAAGAUUUCCUUUGGUUGAAGGGGAAACUGGAGGAUGCACAUCCCACGCUCAUUAUUCCACCAUUACCAGAAAAGUUUAUCGUGAAAGGGAUGGUGGAACGAUUCAACGAUGACUUCAUAGAAACCCGCAGGAAGGCAUUGCAUAAGUUUCUGAACAGGAUUGCUGAUCAUCCAACUUUAACGUUUAAUGAAGAUUUCAAGGUUUUCCUCACUGCACAAGCCCCGGAACUAUCGUCUUAUAAGAAGCAAGGACCUGGCUUGCUGAGCAGGAUGGGGCAGACAGUCAGAGCUGUGGCAUCCUCCAUGAGAGGAGUGAAGAACCGGCCAGAUGAGUUCAUGGAAAUGAAUAGCUUCAUCGAAACAUUUAGCCAGAAAAUUAAUUUAAUAGACAAAAUAUCUCAGAGAAUCUACAAGGAAGAAAGAGAUUAUUUUGAUGAAAUGAAAGAAUAUGGCCCCAUUCAUAUUCUGUGGUCAGCAUCAGAGGAAGACCUGGUUGACACAUUGAAAGGCAUCGCCAGCUGCAUUGACCAGUGCUGUAAGGCCACUGAGAAGCGGAUGACUGGCCUGUCAGAGGCCUUGCUGCCUGUUGUCCAUGAGUAUGUGCUUUACAGUGAGAUGUUAAUGGGUGUUAUGAAAAGAAGAGAUCAAAUACAAACAGGAGACAGCAUGCAAACAAAAGCAAUGCUCUUUAAAGAUGCUGAUGCUAAUGCGCUUACAGAGGAAAUCGGAAAACUUGAAGAUAAAGUGGAAUGUGCUAACAAUGCCCUGAAAGCAGACUGGGAACGCUGGAAGCAGAACAUGCAAAAUGACCUCAAGUCAGCAUUUACAGACACAGCCGAGGAGAACAUCCGAUACUAUGAACAGUGCCUUGCUACUUGGGAAUCAUUCCUCACAUCACAGACUGACCUUCCCUUGGAAGAGGACUCUGAAGAUAAAAUUUAAUCCUAUUGACAACUCCUGUAUGAUCUUUGAGAGACAGUGUCUAUCAACCAAAGUUGUUUUUUUCUGGAUUGGCUGUGCCCUUUAUAAAGUGGAUGACAAAUGAUUUUGCCCUGGCUGGAAAACCAACAACUUACAAACUCAGGUAUUCCAGGUCAUCAACGUGAAUUUGUGAUAUAAAUAUAUCUACCUAGAUAUAUAGAUCUGUUAUAUGAUGUAUAUUCUAUAGAUCUAUAGAUCUGUUAUAUGGAUAGAUAUUUAUCUAUGUCUAUGUGGAUAGAAAGAGAUUUAGUGUGUUUUAAUUUUGUUCUUAAAUUUAUGUGCCAUUAAUUGCAUAUAGAGGUUUUUUUUCUUACAUAUUUGACUGUGGAACAUUACAUUUUUCAAUAUGUUGUAAAGACUUGGUUUUAAUAAAAUCUUUAUUAAGAA
This is a messenger RNA of Cricetulus griseus (Chinese hamster), 1721 nucleotides long. Lineage: Eukaryota; Metazoa; Chordata; Mammalia; Rodentia; Cricetidae. The record is from RefSeq and is a predicted model, not a curated record.